Messenger RNA from Arabis nemorensis, 171 nucleotides. NCBI's taxonomy places the organism in Eukaryota, Viridiplantae, Streptophyta, Magnoliopsida, Brassicales, Brassicaceae. The record is from the annotation of a GenBank genome assembly.
AUGGGGAUAAUCCGGAGCUGCUUCUCGUUCAUGGUUGGUACGACUUUUGGCGUUUACUUGGCACAGAACUAUAACGUUCCCAACAUUCGGAAGCUCACCAAUACCAGCGUCGUCGUUGCCAAACACAUCGAGGAGAACUAUCGCAAACCCAAAAAGGACGACUCUGAAUGA